Messenger RNA from Odocoileus virginianus texanus, 7019 nucleotides. RefSeq names its product casein kinase 1 gamma 1 (gene CSNK1G1). Gene Ontology annotation, cellular component: cytoplasm; plasma membrane; nucleus. Gene Ontology annotation, biological process: positive regulation of canonical Wnt signaling pathway; peptidyl-serine phosphorylation; signal transduction. Gene Ontology annotation, molecular function: protein serine/threonine kinase activity; ATP binding. Lineage: Eukaryota; Metazoa; Chordata; Mammalia; Artiodactyla; Cervidae. The record is from RefSeq and is a predicted model, not a curated record.
CCUUCCCUCCUCCCCUCCCGCACCUCUCCUCCCUCCCUUUCCUGGGAAAGAGAGAAGGCAACGCUGCGGGUGGGUAGAGAAGCAGUCGGCGCCUCCGGGAGGGGACUGCGCCCGCCCCAUCUGAGUCCCGGAGCACGGCCAGACCAGGUUACACAAUGUUCUCCUAUGCUUGAGAUCUACAGACUACGUAUCCUACAAGAACUAAUCAAUGGUUUUUCAUCUUCUGGAAAUAAAAACGUAAAUAUGGUGCCAAAAGAACUCCUUACCUUAUUCUGACGACAGUUUAUUCGGCCACACUUUUGUAUUGAAGAGACGUGUACAGAUCCAAUUACUUGUGCAGAGACACUGUCGUGUAGGAUCAUGGACCAUCCUAGUAGGGAAAAGGAUGAAAGACAACGGGCAACUAAACCCAUGGCACAAAGGAGAGAACAUUGUUCCCGACCAUCCGGCUCAACAUCCUCUGGGGUUCUUAUGGUGGGACCCAACUUCAGGGUUGGCAAGAAGAUAGGGUGUGGGAACUUCGGAGAGCUCAGAUUAGGUAAAAAUCUCUACACCAAUGAAUAUGUAGCUAUCAAACUGGAACCAAUAAAAUCACGUGCUCCACAGCUUCAUUUAGAGUACAGGUUUUAUAAGCAGCUCGGCAGUGCAGGUGAAGGUCUCCCACAGGUGUAUUACUUUGGACCAUGUGGGAAGUACAAUGCCAUGGUGCUGGAGCUUCUCGGCCCUAGCUUGGAGGACUUGUUUGACCUCUGUGACCGGACCUUUACUUUGAAGACUGUGUUAAUGAUAGCCAUUCAGUUGCUUUCCCGAAUGGAGUAUGUCCACUCAAAGAAUCUCAUCUACCGAGAUGUCAAGCCAGAGAACUUCCUGAUUGGUCGACAAGGCAAUAAGAAAGAGCAUGUUAUACACAUUAUAGACUUUGGACUGGCCAAGGAAUACAUUGACCCUGAAACCAAAAAACAUAUACCUUAUAGGGAACACAAAAGUUUAACUGGAACAGCAAGAUACAUGUCUAUCAACACGCAUCUUGGCAAAGAGCAGAGCCGACGCGAUGAUUUGGAAGCCCUGGGCCAUAUGUUCAUGUAUUUCCUUCGAGGCAGCCUUCCCUGGCAAGGACUCAAGGCUGAUACCUUAAAAGAAAGAUAUCAAAAAAUUGGUGACACCAAAAGGAAUACUCCCAUUGAAGCUCUCUGUGAAAACUUCCCAGAGGAGAUGGCAACGUACCUGCGAUAUGUCAGGCGAUUAGACUUCUUUGAAAAACCUGACUAUGAGUAUUUACGGACGCUCUUCACAGACCUCUUUGAAAGGAAAGGCUACACCUUUGACUACGCGUAUGAUUGGGUUGGGAGGCCUAUUCCCACUCCGGUAGGGUCAGUUCAUGUAGAUUCUGGUGCAUCUGCCAUAACUCGAGAAAGCCACACACACAGGGAUCGGCCAUCACAACAGCCUCUACGAAACCAGACUGCAUCGUCAGAGCGCCGAGGAGAGUGGGAAAUCCAGCCGAGCCGGCAGACCAAUACCUCAUACCUGACGUCUCACUUGGCCGCAGACCGCCAUGGGGGAUCAGUGCAGGUGGUUAGCUCAACCAAUGGAGAGCUGAAUGUUGACGACCCCACGGGAGCCCACUCCAACGCACCCAUCACCGCUCACGCCGAGGUGGAGGUAGUGGAGGAAGCUAAGUGCUGCUGCUUCUUUAAGAGGAAAAGGAAGAAGACCACCCAGCGCCACAAGUGACCAGUGCCUCCCCGGAGUCCUCAGGCCUUGGGGACUCUGACUCGAUUGCACCCGCAGCUCCUGCCAUUUCUCAUUGGAAGGGAUUCCUCUGUGGGGGGAGGGUGGAGAUCCAAACCAAAAAGAAGAAAACAGAUACCCCCAGAAGAAGCCCGUGUGGGCAGCCAGGGCCCAGUGGGUCAGUGGCCACCCCUACCUGCCUAAGGCUCUGAGCAGGUCCCAGAGCCACCGGUCUCCACCGCUUGCCCUCUGGGCCGCCUGGCUGACUCUCCUUCUAUUGUUUACAGUGACGGUGUCAUUCACAGAAACUCAAGGACUACUGUUCUCUUCCCACCCGUUAGUUACUCCUGGCUCUUGCCCCACCCUCAACCCUCUCCAGCACACAAGCUAAGGAGCUGAAGGCUUUGUUUGCGGAAGGAGUUUAAGAGGCUUGGGGUGUGGCCAGGAAGGUGGGAGGGAGGCGCAGGCCAGAGCGGGAGAAGGACCUUCUCCGCCCACCAGGUGUGUUGGCGGCAACGCAGCUCCCUCCGCGCCUGUGCAGCCUCCACCCCCAGCGGGCCAUGGGGUGCAGGUUACUCCCUCCUUCCCUCUUGUGAAGUUACACUGUAGCACGCAAGCUGUGAGGAAUCUGCAGUCUACUGUCCCUGCGUGUCUGCGCUCUCAGCUUUCUUAACAAGUGAACUCUGUUCUCCAGUCAUAGUAGAACGUUGCAAGUUGUCCUGAGCAAAGGAAAAGACUGACUUUAUUGCACUUUUAGGUUUUUUUUUUUUCCCCUCUUUUUCGUUGUCGUUGUUGUUUUAACACACACACACAAAAACCAUGGCAGAUGCAUAUUGUGUCUGGUUAUAUUGGGAUUUUUUACUUUUUUUCUGUUUGGAGGGGGAUGGGGCCAGUCAAGCCAUGCAAAGAGAACAUGGGUCCAGAGGACAUUAUCCGUGGAAAGAGUUGGGUCUGCAGCACCCGGGAAGAAAAGAAGCCAAACUCUGUGCCCUUCUGAGUGAACACUCAGGUUAGCAGGGAAACAUACUUGAAUUUUCAUUCGUCUUCUCGGCUGCUGAAGAAUGUCCCUCCCAGAGCCUCUUGACCUCAUCAGCCUGCAGUUUGGACAGCCUCACUCUCCAGCACGUGGGAGGAGCUGUCCAAGCCAGACUGCAACCAGGAGACAGUUCAUCCCAGAGAAGGAGAUGCUUAACAAAACCGGAAAUACCUGUUUUGUCCACUGCCAGGGACUUCCAACUAGAUAGCCAUGUGACUUCUUCAGUGACUUGGGGGACAGAAUUAGUAAUGAAACCACCACCACCAUAUUGCCACUUAGUGGACAAGGAGGAGGAAAGUGAUCCUGCCUUCCACCUGCCAGAGGAAACCUCAGGAUUUGGCUCAUCACGGGGGCCAUGAAAUAAAAUUGGUGUGUACUCUCUGCCCCAGUAGAUGGGUUACAGCAUUUGGGCUGGCCUGCCUGCCUUACCAGAAACCAAGCAUCUGCAGAUCUUCUUCCAACAGGUCCACAGCAGCAGGCUUAGGACUCAGUACAUGGGGCUCUAAGUGAACAGGAGUGUAGGGCUGGUUACUGCUGGAAAAUUCCAGGGGAAAGGAGACCGAAAUGAAAGGUAUGGAGUCAUCUUCUCACUUGGACAUUGACUCCUGCUAGAUAAGACAGCCACGUGUCUACAGCCUGUUCUCGCCAGUCCACUCUCCACGUUCCCCCAUGCUAUUGACAGGACAUGCUGCCUUGAAGUGUCUCAGUUCCUCAUUCACUGCUUGAAAAGUCAUCAGUGUGUGGAGUUAAUCUCCUCAUGCUUGAUUUUCAUUUGAGUUGAGUGACUUAUCCAAGUAGUGAUUUCUCAUUCCAGAGAAGACUGAGGAGAAAGGAUUCAGUCCAUCAGAGAGUGAGGUCUUGUAUCUGGGGGUAGAGAGAGCUAACCAUGGGGGAUAGUGACUGGUGACUUAGUCUGGGGGUUUGGGGAACAUAGUAGUGCCUCUGGCUUGAAGUAUAGAGCUGUCUUUUGGACUGGAGGGUGUGGGCCUACUUUCUGGUGGUUGAUAUUUUCCGUGACAGGUUCCUUGAUGUAUCUUACGUGGAACAGAGUUACUGGGCUUCACUUGUGUUCCACUGGGCCUUGGCUAGCCACUUCAUUGGCUUCAAACUUGCCUAGCUUAUGUAAAGAUUGUGAUCUUUCAUUUUUUAAAAGAAAUUUUCCUGUAAAUAAAACAGAAUGGCUGGGAGAUUCAGGGACACACCCCUUCCCCACAAUAAAUUUGAAUAUUGGGGUUUGCUUCCUUGACAUUAGCUGGUGGUUCAGGCACUGUCACUGAAACUUACAUAGUUUCUCAAUUGGCAUUUGGGUAACUUCUCAAUUUGGGUAACUCUAACUUCCUGUACAGAAUCUUUAACUUCCACAUCCCAGUAUAGAAAAGCCUUGCUUCUCAAGGGAGGGCAAGGGCAAGUGGCGAAGUCUGGAGCGUCCCUGGCCCUCCAUACUCCACUAAGUGCCUCCCCACUUCCACAAGGAAAGCAAAAGGUAGUUCCCAGCUUGGCUACAGGGCGGGCCCUCUUGAAGCUGGAUUUAUGACUUUUGGGGGGUCUUAAGUUUGUUUUAAACGCUGCCUCUUGGGGGACUGAACCUGAGCAGUUGUGGGGGGUUCUUCUUAAUGCACUAUUCUCACCCUCAGCCUCUCACAAAUCUAUCAGAUAUUUUAUUUUUCAUAACAAAAGUGAAACACCCAGAUUUUUCUGGCAUGCCAAGUAAUGGUGAUCCUCCCAGGGCCAUUGGCACUCCAGGGUGGUUCCAGACCCCUGAGAUAUUCUGUUAUGAUCAUUUAAAAAGAGUACUUAAGGAGUAAUUUGGCCAUCAGUUCCCUCCCCAUCAGCACAUCCUAUUAGGGCUGCCUCAGCCCUGUUGCUAUCGUUGUUUACCUCCAUUUCUCGGCCAGGUCCUCUGGCAUGGGCAUUCCCUCCACCUACCACCCACCCAAAUCCGCUUGCUCCAUAGUCCGUACACUUCCCCACUUCACAGCCGUGAUACCUAGGGGUCUUCUUCAGUACUGAUGCAGUUGUUGCUGAGUUAGCAUUAAGCACUAACAACAGCUGGGGUUCUCCCAAGCCCUGCCAACCUUCAGGCAUUGCAUCCUGAACAGAUCGAGGCAAGCAGGCCAGGAAUCCACCAAGAUGUAAAUGGUCCUCCCUUGUGAUCAGAGUGUGACAGUCUAAGCACGUAAGGGUCAGCCGCUUGCUGUGCAUCCCUUGGCAUUCCCCAGUGAUCUUGCUCCAGAUGGCUCCCCAAGAAUGGAACGUGUGCCAGUAGCAGUGUGCUCUCACUGCCUUCAUUAACAUGCUCCUGCCAUUUGGGGUCGUCCAGGAGGAAACAGGGUCUGGGAAGGUACAAAGUCAGGUGACUAGGCUGGCCGUCAAUUAAAGCCCUGCUGUACUUUGAAAUGCAGGGGCAACAGAUAGCAGGAUUUUGAGUUUUCCAGGAGAAGGGUUGAUUGCCUGUUCAUUCUCAGUGAACUCCAAGUUCAUAGAAAUAGCUCCUGUCAGCCAGAAAAGGUGUCCGUCGCCUUGAAAGUACCUUCCAACUUAGUUCACUGGAAAUGUACAUUGGGAGUACAUAUUCAGUGUUGGUUCUCAGUGUUAGUAAUCACUUUUGUUGUCAGGAAUAAGUGGGGGUAACGUUAUGUCAGAGUGGUUACUAAAGAUCAUAGCCUUAACCUUUUUUAUGCAAAAGACAACCCGUCUCUCUUCCAGUGAGCAGCAUGGCCUGCAGUUUUCAAAAAGAAGUGCUUUCAUGGCAGCCUAGAAAGUAUCUCCUCUAAGAAAAUUGAUCUUUCAUUUAACGUAUGUCUACAUUCCUCCUGUGUCCCAGUCACCUCUUCUGUUUCCAUAUUGACACCAGAUUUCAUUCUCAGUGAACUGCUCUGCCAGUGCUGUCUCCAGUGUCAGAGCCACGUCAGGGCUGGAACUUCUCAGAUCAGGAGCUUGCGGUGCCAUACAGCCAGCAUUGCCUUUGCAAGGCCACUGCCACCAUCCCCACCAUUGAUCCAAGGUGGGCAGAUGAAUUCCAGAAACCUUUAGGGGGCCAGGAUGACUCGGCACCCCAUCUGGAUUGACGUGAGCAACAGGCACUUUUCUCUGGGGUUCUUGCUUUUGCCAACUCCAGGGCUCCAGGAAGGUCCUGCCUAGAGGCUGACAGCCAGUGACUCCCAAUCUUCCUCCUUACGGAUUGCUAGGAAUCAAAAUAGGAUGCCUGUGGGUUGUAUUUUUUUGGUGUGGAAAGGGAGUGAUUUUGUUUAUGAAUAAGGAAACCAUGACCCCUUUGAGGGUUUGCAGCGUCUUAAGCAGUGUUUUAGCCACAAGUAAGGAAUCUUGGAAAUCUUUGAUCAAUUAAGCAGUCUUAAAAAUCUGUUUUUUCCUAAUUCCUUUUGCAGGUGACUGAGUGCAAAAGAAUAGAUUUCUCCACUGUAUUCAAAAUAGUAAGUAGGUUCCCUGGAUAUAGACAGUAGUAGUUGACAUAUUUCCUUAAAAAAGCAACCAGGAAAUCCACUCCAAUGUGUAUUUGUAGCUCAGCUUGUAUUACAAAGGAAAAAAGUGAAUGUGUACUCCGUAUAUUUCUAGUUUGGUUACCAAACUCCAUGUUAUAAAAGAACCUCAGUUCUGUGGAUGGAAUUUAUUUUGCUGUUGUUCUUGUACUCCUCACGAUCAUCUUCCCAGUGCCAUCACCACCUUUGUCCAUGGUAAGAAGCAGGGAUGCCAUGCAGCCGUCCCAGUAACACACAAGAGGACACCUGUCCUGACUGCCCCUUUCCCGCAAAUCCCCUCUUUCAGAGCAGGUGAGACAUUUUCAGUGUUCCCCUUCAUGAGCUUCAGACCAAAUCCCAGGCCAGCUCUUACACCGAAAGCUUUUCUAAGAGGCUUAUCGAUCUGUUAGGAAUGUCUCAGGAAGAUGAGCCAUUUCUUGGGGGGAAGGGGUGGGGGAAGGGGAGGACUAUACAGAUGGGUGUGUGUGGUUGCAUUUGUAUGCGUGUGUGUGUGUGUGUGUGUGUGUUUGCACAUGCCAGCGCUCAUCUGUGUCCAUUUCAUUUCCAUAGACUCACAGCCCACCUUAAAAAAAAAAAAACAGUCCAGGCUGCUGGACCAUGUGUUCCUGAGUAUUUUCAGAAGUAAACAAGAAACGAGUGAGUUUCUAGUGUAGCAGCAAGCUCUGGGAAUGAGCCCCAUUUAUCAAGCAGAAGAGUUAACAGCAGAAAAAAAUGAAAUGAAACCAAAAAUAUUAUAAGCUUCCCCCCCCCCCCCC